AUGUCAGUUGUCAAGAAUGGUCCAUUAGGUCAGGCGGAGACAACUUGUGGAUCCCUUCUAAACGAGUUGCAGAUAAUCUGGGAUGAAGUUGGUGAGUCUGAUACCGAUCGUGAUAAGAUGCUAUAUGAACUUGAACAAGAAUGUCUCGAAGUAUACAGAAGAAAGGUGGAUCAGGCAAACCGGAAUAGAGCUCAGCUUAGACAGGCAAUUGCUGACUCUGAAGCUGAGCUUGCCGCAAUAUGUUCUGCAAUGGGAGAGCGACCGGUACACAUUAGACAGGCUGAUCAAAGCACUGGAAGCCUGAAGGCAGAACUUGAAACGAUUCUCCCACAACUUGAGGAGAUGCGCAAACGGAAGAAUGAUCGGCUGAAGCAGGUUCAGGAGGCUUUAGAUACCAUAAGCUCAUUUUGUGUGGUGCUUGGUAUGGAGCUCAAGCAAACAAUUGCUGAGAUUCAUCCAGAAUUUGACUGUGCUGACGUGUCAAAGAGAAUAAGUAAUGAAUCCAUCAAAUCUUUAGCUACUGCAAUUCAAAGAUUGCGAGAGUUGAAAUUACAAAGAAUGCAAAAGCUACAAGAUCUUGCAACUGCUAUGUUGGAGCUUUGGAACUUGAUGGAUACCCCUAUUGAAGAGCAGCAAGCAUUCCAGAAUGUUACAUGCAAUAUAGCUGCUGCGGAACAUGAGAUAACUGAACCAAAUACCCUUUCCAUGGACUUCCUCAAUUUUGUUGCAGCAGAAGUCUCCCGGUUGGAAGAGUUGAAAGUUAGUAAGAUGAGGGAGCUGGUUCUGAAAAAGAGGGCAGAGCUGGAUGAAGUCUGUAAGAAGACCCAUAUGGUCCCCGAAGCAAAUGUAGCGAUAGAUUGUGCCAUCGAAGCCAUAGAGUCUGGACAAGUAGACCCUGGAAGUCUCUUGGAGCAGAUUGAAUUUCAAGUUGCUAAUGUGAAGGAAGAAGCUUUUAGCAGGAAGGAAAUUCUUGACAAGGUUGAGAAAUGGAAAGCUGCGUGUGAGGAGGAAUCCUGGCUUGAGGAAUAUAAUAGGGAUGAUAAUAGAUACAAUGCUGGAAGAGGCACUCAUUUGAUUCUCAAGCGUGCUGAGAAAGCUCGUGCUUUAGUCACCAAAAUUCCAGGCAUGUUGGAGGGUUUGGCUUCUAAAACAAUGGCAUGGGAAAAGGAGAGGGGCAUAGAAUUCUUAUAUGAUGGUAUUCGCCUUCUUUCCAUGCUUGAAGAGUAUAGCAUUCUAAAACAAGAGAAAGAGGAAGAAAAGCGUAGGCAGCGGGAUCAAAAGAAGCUGCAGGGACAACUAAUAGCAGAACAAGAGGCUCUCUAUGGAUCAAAACCAAGUCCGUCCAAGAACCUUAGUUUCAAAAAGGGAUCUAGAGUUUCAACCGGAGGUGCAACCAAUAGAAGACUGUCCGUCGGAGGAGCGAUGCCACAAACUCCAAAACUCGACAAGAUCCUCUCUAGCAGAACAUUGUCUUGCCGGUCUGCCAAGAAGAUCAACAACCACAAUGACUCACUAAGUCAGUAUCAGGAUGAUACGUUCUCUACCUUAUCUGCUGGUAGGAGAGGUCUGGAUAUAGCUGGUCUGCCCAUGAAAGCUCAGUCAUUUGGCACCGCAAACGGCCGAGAACCAGAUUCUGCAAUGCUGCUGCGGAAGCCAUUCUCGCCCAUCUCUUCCACAACAUCAUCCAAAGCUAAUUAUGUAGAAGAGCCAGUCAGAGUAGCCCACGGGGAAAGUGCAUUCAAGAAGAAUGACCAGUUGUUCAUGACUCCUCCAAAGACCACUGCCACCACCGCUGCUUACCUUGCUGAGGAAGAAAACAGAACUCCUAGGCUACUGCCAGUGUCUGCCAUGACACCCUCCACAGUGUCAGUACCGAUGCAGACAGCCAUGACUCCAGCAGCUCCAGUUCAUUUUGGUGGUUUCAAGUCAGCGGGUGAAGAGGCGGUUGCUGAAGAAAUUGAGUACUCAUUUGAAGAGAGAAGAGCUGGGUUUGCUCUUCCUCACACUGCACACGUGAAGUCACUGAUUCAAGUUUGAUGUAAGUUUAGGUGGGCUUUUGAGGUAGUGAAGGCUUCUUUUGGCUUUCAUAGCCUUGCUUGGAGUGCAAGUGAAGAUUGUAAUUGGUUUCUGGAUAGUGUAUAUUAGUCCAUGACAACUGUGGACGAGGACCAGACUCUGUGGGCUGUGGAAAUGCGAGUUUACUUCAAUGCUUGUUGAAUCUGUUGUUUCAAGUAGAGAAUUAAAACAAUAUGGCAAUGGCGGCAUGUUUGUCUGCGGAAGAGAGACAUUUUCAUUGGGCGUUGGGAAGAAAGCGCCAAGGGUGAAAAGGAGUUGCAGAAGAAUGAGAAGAAGAAGAAGAAGAAGACGACGACGAAGGAAAUGGGCUUUGUAUAAAGCGAUUCGUUAAUUAACUUCUCACUCCCAGUCCUCUUCAAGAUUAAGCCUUUU
Linum tenue is the source of this 2448-nucleotide messenger RNA. Lineage: Eukaryota; Viridiplantae; Streptophyta; Magnoliopsida; Malpighiales; Linaceae. The record is from the annotation of a GenBank genome assembly.